GUAAGAGUGCAAUAAAUAAAAAGUGUCACCACCGCAUUCUCCUUGGCGAACUCGUUUUUUUAAUGAGAAUAAAGUAGGAGGUGUUUAAAAAAUAUAAUUAUAUUAUACCGCAAGAGAAGACUUUCAAUAUUACUUUCAAUUUUAUACUAAAAACUUAGUAUUCUAUUGAGAAUAAUAAAAUAUGUUACGAAAUUGUAAUCGGUUUCCGUACGAUUUCGGAAAGAAAUGCUACUAUUGACAUGGUUAAUUUAUGUCAUGAACAAGAACAUUAUUAAGAUACUUUUUACGAGACUUUAAAGACGUGACUCUUUUAUCAUUUUCUUCCCUGACUCAUAUGAUAAGUUUCUAUCGCGAUAUAAACUUCAAGGAAAUGUUUCCUUAGUCGAUCUUUUCCCGUGAUUCAUUUCAGGACACAUAUACAAGUAAAUAAUUGCUUCACUUACGAUAACUAUGAUAAAAAGUACGGUUUGCAUAAUCGUCUAAAGGAGAAUAUAAGUAGUAAGUGCGUCAGUGGAACGCGGCAGAAUGUAAUAAACUUCCAUGAGGUGUUGAUAUUAUAAUUAUAACGUCAGUGAUCCAUUUGUAAUUUUCAAUUAAGAAAGUAACGUAUCCGUUCCGCUGAUCGAACACUUCAUCGAAAUAUCGACAUUAAAAAUGAAGUUUUUCAUAAAAAUGUUGCUCGUACUGGUGUUAAUCUUGAUCCUUUUAUCACAAGUGAUUUGUGAAAAUAAAAUCUACAUAGAUGCAUGGGAUGGUGUGAAUAAUAGAACACGUAAACUAGUAAUAUAUUUACCAGCAACUAAAAUUCCUCCUAGCAAUCGUCGUAUGAUAAUAUUUCGUCGACUCAAUAUACCACAAUGCCCAGGAAAUCAACGACUAGACAAAGAUGGGAGAUGUCGAGUAGUAGAAUAAUUUCAUUUCCUAAGGUGCGAAACUCGCGUAAAUAUCUAAGAAACUGGCUAUUCAAGAAUAAAUGGAAAAAGAUGACGAGCAAAACGGGACAAAUAUCAGUAAUGUCUAACAAUGGUACGAUAACAAUUUUAUUAGAUUUUAAUUUAUUGUGUCUAUGUGGAAGACAUUGUUCACUUUUUAAACCAUCUGAUUCACAGUUGUGUAUAACAAUAUUUGGCGAAUUAGAGCGAAAUAUAUCGAUUCAAAGUGUCGCAGGAGAAUUAUGUUGUUGCAUUCUUUCAUAAGAAAAGUUGCCUACAUGUACUUUUCACAUAUAUCAGAGAUAUCUUCCUAAAAUCCUACGGUCGCUAAGUUAGCCGAUAUUGAACGAAUGUCAACUUCGGACGUAUGCGCAUUAUAUUUAUCAAGUAUUUUUCUAUUAAAAUAGACAUUUUACAAAAUGUUUAUAACAUGUUUUAUAGAAUUUUUAUUAAAUUAAAUUAGUUGUGUGUAAUAAUGCGAUAAAUAGAAAGUGCCGCCACCGCAUUUUUCUGGACAAACUCGUUCUUCUAAUGGCAGAAAAGUAGGAAAUGUAUAAAAUAUACAAGGUGAUUUAAAAGUCUGAGAACGGCUAAUUAUUUCUGAAAG
Harpegnathos saltator (Jerdon's jumping ant) is the source of this 1539-nucleotide messenger RNA. RefSeq lists its product as uncharacterized. Lineage: Eukaryota; Metazoa; Arthropoda; Insecta; Hymenoptera; Formicidae. The record is from RefSeq and is a predicted model, not a curated record. Bases 858 to 1196 code for a protein of 112 amino acids. The transcript is spliced from 2 exons.